UAAUGAAUCAACAACCACUCGUUUUCAAGGCCGUGUCCUAUAAUAGUGACCGGUUUUGAUUUUAGAGAUUCUGCUUUCGCUCUCUUACUUGUUUCUUUAACCACAAUUUCUAUUCUUGAUAAUAUAUCCUCCGGAUCUGAAGCAAAAUCCUUAAAAACAAGAGUUGCCCUAAUUAUAGACAAAGUAUGUUAAGGGAAACCGUUGGUGAUUUCAAAAUGAAAACCGUUGGCUUAUUAAUAAUACACCUUUGUGUCCUCGAACCCUCUCAUGCCCUUCUAUAAGCAGCCUUGGGCCUUUUCCAAGGUUUUUGUUUUAGCCAUGGCUAAACCUCCGUCCUUUGGCUGCUGCUUCUUCCUCUUAUUCUUCUCCUUCUUAUCUUCUUUCUUUGUCUCAUUUGCCCUAACCGAUACAGAAGCUGCCUUCAUUGUUCAGCGACAGCUCUUAACCUUACCAGACAACGGCGAACUUCCUGAUGAUAUCGAAUACGAGGUUGAUCUCAAGGCUACAUUUGCCAACACCAGGCUUAAGAGAGCUUACAUCGCUCUUCAGGCUUGGAAAAAGGCCAUAUUUUCAGACCCGUUUAACACCACGGGAAACUGGCAUGGCCCGCACGUGUGCAGCUACACCGGUGUGGUUUGUGCGCCGGCUCUUGAUGAUUCCGAUGUCACAGUUGUAGCUGGUGUUGACCUCAACGGUGCGGAUAUCGCAGGGCAUUUGCCUGCUGAGCUUGGUUUGAUGACAGAUGUUGCUAUGUUCCAUUUGAAUUCAAACCGGUUUUGCGGGAUCAUACCUAAAAGCUUUGAGAAGCUGAAGCUAAUGCACGAAUUCGAUGUCAGUAACAACCGUUUCGUUGGACCUUUCCCUAAAGUCGUCCUUUCUUGGCCUAAUGUCAAAUACAUUGACCUUAGGUUCAACGAUUUCGAAGGUCAAGUCCCUCCUGAGCUUUUCAAGAAAGAACUUGACGCCAUUUUCUUGAACGACAAUAGAUUCACCUCGGUGAUUCCUGAAUCUCUAGGGGAAUCUCCGGCCUCGGUUGUGACUUUUGCUAACAAUAAAUUCACUGGAUGUAUCCCUAAGAGUAUCGGAAACAUGAAGAAUCUCAACGAGAUUGUCUUUAUGGACAAUGAUUUGGGAGGUUGUUUCCCAUCUGAAAUUGGGAAGUUAUCUAAUGUAACGGUUUUCGAUGCAAGCAAGAACUCGUUUAUAGGUCGUCUCCCGACUAGUUUUGUCGGGUUAACGAAUGUGGAGGAAUUUGAUAUCUCCGGGAACAAACUCACCGGACUUGUACCGGAUAACAUUUGCAACUUGCCUAACUUGGUGAACUUCACUUACUCCUACAAUUACUUCAAUGGACAAGGUGGUUCGUGUGUUCCAGGUGGUGGUCGCAAGGAGAUUGCAUUGGACGACACACGUAAUUGCUUGCCUGCUCGACCUGACCAACGAUCCUCCCAAGAAUGUGCGGUUGUGAUCAACCGCCCGGUUGAUUGUAGCAAGGAUAAGUGCGCUGGUGGCGGAGGUGGUGGCUCAUCUACUCCAUCGAAACCAUCACCGGUCCACAAACCAACGCCAGUUCCAACUACGCCGGUUCCCAAACCAACGCCAGUUCCUACUACGCCGGUUCACAAACCAUCGCCAGUACCAACUACGCCCGUUCACAAACCAACGCCAGUUCCAACUACGCCGGUUCCCAAACCAACGCCAGUUCCUACUAAGCCGGUUCACAAACCAUCGCCAGUUCCAACUACGCCCGUUGACAAACCAUCGCCAAUUCCAACUCCGCCAGUUCCAUCUCGGCCGGUUCAAAAACCACAACCACCAAAAGGGUCACCUCAACCGGAUGAUCCUUAUGAUCAAUCUCCAGUGACGAACAGGCGCAGCCCUCCUCCACCUCAUCAAUUCCAACCUCCGGUGGUUUCUUCUCCUCCUCCGGCCCCGGUCAACUCUCCACCACCACCUCCUCCUCCACCUGUUCACUCUCCGCCACCACCGGUUCACUCUCCACCACCACCUGUUCACUCUCCGCCACCGCCAGUCCACUCUCCUCCACCGCCACCGCCUGUUCACUCUCCUCCACCGCCUGUCUUUUCGCCACCGCCACCGCCUGUCCACUCACCUCCACCGCCACCACCUCCAGUCUACUCUCCACCGCCGCCACCUCCAGUAAAUUCCCCACCGCCACCUGUUCACUCACCGCCGCCCCCAGUCCAUUCGCCACCACCCCCUCCGGUUCACUCACCGCCGCCACCGGUUCAUUCCCCACCGCCACCAGCACCUGUUCAUUCAGCGCCGCCACCAGUACACUCGCCACCACCACCGGUCUAUUCUCCUCCAGCUCACCCGCCGAAGGCCAGUUCACCACCACAAACACCACUCAAACCAUCACCAUCCCCAACGAUCUUUUCUCCACCGCCGCCGCAAUUUCCACCUGUAGUCUACUCUCCUCCGCCAAGACCGCCCAAGAUCAACUCCCCACCGGCUCAAGCACCAGCUCCAAGUGAUGAUGAAUUCAUCAUACCGCCGUUCAUCGGCCACCAAUACGCAUCGCCACCACCGCCAAUGUUCUCAGGCUACUAAACUCAAUCGAGGAGAGAAGAAUUCUAUAUAUGAGUAGCAGCUGUAUCGUCUUGGACUAAUUGUAGUAAAACUAAGAAAAGAAAAAAGUUGAGGAAGAGGAAGAGAAAAGAAAAAAUUGCUAUAUCCAAAAAAAAAAAUAGAAGAAGAAAAAACUGAAGGGUAAUGUGUAAAUGAGUUGUUGUAACAAGAGGUCGUAUAAAUAUGUACAUUACAACUUCUUAUGGUCGAUACAGAUUUAUACUCUU
Arabidopsis lyrata subsp. lyrata is the source of this 2819-nucleotide messenger RNA. RefSeq names its product pollen-specific leucine-rich repeat extensin-like protein 4. The record is from RefSeq and is a predicted model, not a curated record. The transcript has a single exon. Gene Ontology annotation, molecular function: protein binding. The coding region runs from base 268 to 2574 and encodes 768 amino acids. Lineage: Eukaryota; Viridiplantae; Streptophyta; Magnoliopsida; Brassicales; Brassicaceae.